Messenger RNA from Octodon degus (degu), 1148 nucleotides. It is a transcript of the gene Vps72, whose product is annotated as vacuolar protein sorting 72 homolog. The coding region runs from base 79 to 1020 and encodes 313 amino acids. Gene Ontology annotation, molecular function: ATP-dependent H2AZ histone chaperone activity. The transcript is spliced from 5 exons. Gene Ontology annotation, biological process: chromatin remodeling; regulation of DNA-templated transcription. Gene Ontology annotation, cellular component: nucleus. NCBI's taxonomy places the organism in Eukaryota, Metazoa, Chordata, Mammalia, Rodentia, Octodontidae. The record is from RefSeq and is a predicted model, not a curated record.
CGUGAUGUCGAGCGCCGAAUUCCUAGAAUCAAACUGGGUGAGGGGGCGGCCGGUUGCGGCGCAGUCCUCGUAGGUGGUAUGAGUUUGGCUGGGGGCCGGGCCCCCCGGAAGACAGCUGGAAACCGACUUUCUGGGCUUCUGGAGGCAGAAGAGGAAGAUGAGUUCUACCAGACGACUUAUGGGGGUUUCACAGAGGAAUCUGGAGAUGAUGAGUAUCAAGGAGACCAGUCAGACACAGAGGAUGAAGUAGACUCAGACUUCGACAUCGAUGAGGGGGAUGAGCCCUCCAGUGAUGGAGAGACAGAAGAGCCCAGAAGAAAGCGGCGCAUAGUUACCAAAGCCUAUAAGACACGACAAACAUUCCUUCGGGUACAAGAGAGACAGGGCCAGUCCCGGCGGCGGAAAGGGCCCCACUGUGAGCGCCCCUUGACCCAAGAAGAACUGCUCAGGGAGGCCAAGAUCACAGAAGAGCUCAAUCUGCGUUCACUAGAGACAUAUGAGCGGCUUGAAGCUGACAAAAAGAAACAGGUUCAUAAGAAGCGAAAGUGCCCUGGGCCCAUAAUUACCUACCACUCCGUGACAGUGCCACUUGUUGGGGAGCCCCCAAAGGAGGAAAAUGUGGAUGUAGAAGGACUUGAUCCAUCUCCUACGGCUUCCACAUUGACUUCCCAUGCUGUGACUGGACCUGUCAUCCCUCCUGCUCAUUGCUCCCGGACCUUCAUCACAUUUAGUGAUGAUGCAACAUUUGAGGAGUGGUUCCCCCAAGGGCGGCCCCCAAAGGUCCCUAUUCGAGAAGUCUGCCCAGUAACCCAUCGUCCAGCCCUAUACCGGGACCCUGUCACCGACAUACCCUACGCCACUGCACGGGCCUUCAAGAUCAUCCGUGAAGCCUACAAGAAGUACAUCACUGCCCAUGGAUUGCCACCCACUGCCUCAUCCCUAGGCCCUGGGCCCCCACCUCCAGAGCCCCUCCCUAGCUCAGGGCCCCGAGCCUUGCGCCAGAAAAUUGUCAUAAAGUGAAAUGAUGUCUAGUCCUUAGAAACCCCUUUCUGCCCUGACUUGGGGUUCUUGAUCUUCCUUCUUUCCCUGCUUCUCUCACUUUGUUGUUUCUGAUCUUUUCUCCUUCCUGUAUUUCUUUUCCCAUCUUU